GACGACUACAGCGGUGCAGCACUCCGUCUGGAUGACCUUCAGUGGCCCUGCGAUAUGUUGCGGUGGACACUGAUGGACAGUCUGUGUACUGGUGCAGUUGAGGCAGCUCACGUGACAACACCAGUGGAAAGUACAGUGGCAUCUCUCUGUGACCUGCUCCGUUCGAGUCUUGUAUCCCCUGCCACAACACAGCAGCUCGCACCCAUCCAGCGCCGGCGAGGAACUGUUGCAGGUUGGUCAAAUACCGUAGAUCUCUGCCCUUCUCACUGGAAUCCACAAACUCUCGUCCGAACAUCCUGCCAAAUUCCACAUUAUCGCUGCAGCCUCCCCAGUGCCAGUCUGGCCCUCCAGGACCCCGGCGCCGGUAGUCGCAGGUGCAGGACUCAAUGGCUCCCUCAGAGCAGGACCGAGCCACAGCGGUACUGGGCAAUGACAUCCUCGGCCUGAAGGUGGCAGGAGAGCCAGUGCUUACCCCCAACGCAGUGUGUUUACGACUGGCUGGCCUGACCAAAAAACAGAUGCGUCUGUGUGUGCGCAGCCCUGAUGUCACAGCCUCUGCUCUGCAGGGCAUUCAGGUUGCUAUUCACGAAUGCCAACACCAGCUCAGAGACCAGCGCUGGAACUGCUCCUCCUUGGAGAACCAUGGCAAGUUGCCCCAUCAGAGUGCCAUUCUCAACAGGGGUUUCCGAGAGAGCGCCUUCUCGCUUUCGCUGCUGGCUGCAGGUGUCAUGCACUCGGUGGCUUCGGCCUGCAGCCUCGGUAAGUUGCGCGGGUGUGGUUGCGAGGCUAAACGUCACCUGGACGAUGACAAAAUCCGUCUCAAGUUAACCCAGCUCCAACUUCAGACUUUUCAGAAGAGUGGAGUGUCCAUAGCAGGUGCAGGAGAGAACACACCCGAGUUCGGUUCACUCCACGACAGUCUGCCGGCCAACCUGCGCUCGUCCCACCCCGUCAGUCUCCUCAAACCCUUACCAGAUGAGGUCACAACGUUACAGGAUACCUGGGAGUGGGGAGGCUGUAGUCACGAUGUUCGUGUUGGCGUACGGUUCUCUAGGGAUUGGUUGGAUUCCAGAGGAUCUCCUCGUGAUAUACACGCUCGAAUGCGGAUUCAUAAUAAUAGAGUGGGCAGACAGGUAGUUACUGACAACAUGAGAAGAAAGUGCAAGUGCCAUGGCACAUCAGGCAGCUGCCAGUUCAAGACCUGCUGGUAUGUUUCUCCUGAAUUCCGGCUGGUGGGGUCACUGCUACGGGAGAAAUUUAUGACUGCCAUCUUCAUAAACUCUCAGAACAAGAACAACGGGGUAUUCAACUCUCGAACUGGUGUGAGCACCGGCUCAGAUCAGCUCAGAGGCCGGCGACGCAGCAUCUCGCGCGAGUUAGUGUUCUUCGAGAAGUCCCCUGACUUCUGCGACCACGAGCCCGAGGUGGAUUCGCUGGGGACGCAGGGUCGCGUCUGCAACAAGAGCAGCUCGAGCAUGGACGGCUGCGGGUCGCUGUGCUGCGGCCGCGGACACAACAUCCUCAAACAGGCACGCAGUGAGCGGUGUCACUGCCGCUUCCACUGGUGCUGCUACGUGCUCUGUGAGGAGUGCAGAGUUUCGGAGUGGGUUAAUGUGUGCAAGUGAAUGACUCACCUUGGUCCAUAUCUCCAUUUCCUUGUUUUUGGACCGGGAGGCAACAACCUGUACCCUGCCAUACCGAAUGUGUGUCUGUUUAUCCAUUUCUCUCCUUCUUUUAACCUCCAUCAUCUGGGAUCCAUUUGCGUUGUGUUGCUGUUGUUAUUCUCAAAAUGCCAAGUCAGAGAUUGAGGAGGAGGUGACUCAUGUCAUUUAUCUUUUUUUUCCUCACUUGGAAUCUUCAGCCUCCAGACCCAUGCAAAAGGCCCAAACGCCAUCUGCACUUCUCCAAAUAACAAGGCACAACAGCAGGAACAAAUUAUUCCUGCAAAUAUAGGCACUGCUACGAUCUACCUUUUUUUUUUUUUUACUCAAAAGUGCACUUAAUGUAUAUUCCUUACUUUGGCAAAAUGUUUGAGAAGUUUAUGUUGUAAUCAUUUACGAUGGUGAAAAAAACGUCUGAGUUGGGUUGAGGUUUCAAAACACUGUAUCUUGCAGCGUUAUGAUCUUUGCCCACGUUAAUCAUGAAGAAUCAAUGGCUAUGGUAAUUCAAUGGAACAUUUCAGUGCCAUUUCAUAAGAUGUUAUAGAGAAACUUUCCCAAGUCUGGAGCAAAUCUUGGAAAUCGACAGAGAAUGUGCCUUUGCGUAGGGGUCUGAGUUUGGUUGGUUUUUAUGAAAACCAGGACAAUUGUGAAGUUGAUAUGCUGUGUAACCCCAUCCUAACCUUUAUAGAGACAGACCAAUCAGAAAACGGAGAUGGAUAGAGUGAAGGAACGACUGGAGAACACUUGUGCCUCCCGUGGAUUUUUUGCAGCUGAUUAAAAACAGUCACAUCUCAUCUCAUACUGCUGAACAAUAUUGGAUGCCAGAUGCCUUUGAUGCAAGAAUGGAAGUCCAUACUCUAAAGUCCUGUGUAUUUAAAGCUACACUGUGUGAUUUUUACCCCCAUCUUGCUGUGAAAAGCUAUAUGACCAUCCAGUGA
Pimephales promelas (fathead minnow) is the source of this 2599-nucleotide messenger RNA. Lineage: Eukaryota; Metazoa; Chordata; Actinopteri; Cypriniformes; Leuciscidae. The record is from RefSeq and is a predicted model, not a curated record.